AUAAACUAAUAGAAUGAGUGCUGCUUGAAUCGAUAGCCCUAUGUUCUUUCUUAUUAGCGGAUCGCUACCCAUAUCAAGCCUUGACAGUUUUUGCUUCCAGUUCUGAACACUGGUCAUUUUAAGUAUGCAAAGAACUCAUUAUAUUUAAACUAACAUAUCGCCACAAAUCAAUGGCGUCUGUUAUUUACCUAAAAGGUUUUGCACUUGCUCUUUAAAUAUCUAUUCAUUACAACAAUUCUCAUUCAAAAAAAUAACAUGGAUUUUUUUUUUUCAAAAUGUGGUUUUCCAAUGUUCUUGUCAACAGCUCAUCAAUUGUUAAAAAUAAACUCUUCUAGCUCUGCACUGAUAAUGUCACCAGAAAUCCUGAGCUAGCGCUAUUAUUAUUAUUAUUAUUAUUAUUAUUAUUAUUAUUCAGAAACAAUGCAACAUUAAUUGGGAAGCUGCUGUAUUUGAAUUUUGUGUAUUUGUCUUGUUGUCGCUUUGUCUAUUUGGGUCUUUUAUAUACAUAUAAAACACUAUACAUCAGGGCAAGCACCUUCAUUAGCACCUUAGAGUUAAAUAGAAAUGCUGAUAUAUGAUAUUGUAAAUGUUUUUAAAUCGCAGUGGUUUCACAGCACUGGCAGCUGAGUGAGUAUUCACACCAGAGUUCGCACAACAAUGAAUAAUACAACCUGGCUCUGCAAUAUCAGCAUGCCGAGGGCCGUGGAGACAUUCCAGAUGGUGCUCACUAUACCCGUUUUAAUUCUGGGACUCGUAUUCAACGCUGCAGCCCUUUUCGUGCUGUGCUGCAAACUGAGAGACUGGACGGAAACCAAAAUAUACAUGACUAACUUGGCAAUUGCUGACUUCAUCCUUCUCCUUUCCCUGCCAUUCAAGAUGGCAACAUAUAAUUACAAGUUUGCAAAACAGCUGUGCACACUGUUGGUCUCGGUUUACUACAUGAACAUGUAUGUGAGUAUCCUAAUAAUCACCGCUAUAAGCGUUGACCGAUACAUCGCAAUUAAACACCCCUUUCGAGCUAGAACGCUCCGGUCGCCACUGAAAGCAGCAGCCGUAUGCCUUACGAUAUGGCUGGUUAUAGUCUCGUUCAGUGUCAUGGUUAACACAGACAGCAAGCGCAAGGGCAGCCAACAUCAGCAAAAGUGUUUUCAUGGGAAUGAUUCCACAGGUCUCUCACUCAAACCAAUUUUGCUCAUUGAGAUAGCUGGAUUUUGCAUGCCUCUUGUAAUACUGAUAUUUUGUUCCACGCAAGCUAUCUAUUCUUUGUCAAAAGACAUAAGCUCGGAAUGCAGAGAUGAAAAACGCAGGGGCAUCAAUGUCAUUGCUACAAAUCUGGUUGUCUUUUUCGUUUGCUUUGCCCCCAUCCACGUCGCAAUGUUUCUCCAGCACCUUAUUAAAAUUGUAGAUCCUUCCAAUUGCAGUCUUCAACAGCAACUGGUCAACUUAAUGCAUGUUUCCAGUUGCAUCGCCAAUACCAACUGCUGCUUGGACGCAGUGUGCUAUUAUUUUGUGGCAAAGGAGUUUUUUUUAUCAUCUUCUGUGCAGACUUCUCCACAAAGGGAUAACUAACAUGGCAAAAGGGCAUCUCCUUGAUGAAUUUCCUAA
Molecule: messenger RNA, 1605 nt
Organism: Polyodon spathula (Mississippi paddlefish)
Lineage: Eukaryota; Metazoa; Chordata; Actinopteri; Acipenseriformes; Polyodontidae
Product: G-protein coupled receptor 35-like
Exons: 2
Coding region: 658-1569 (303 amino acids)
Biological process (GO): phospholipase C-activating G protein-coupled receptor signaling pathway; positive regulation of Rho protein signal transduction
Cellular component (GO): membrane
Molecular function (GO): G protein-coupled receptor activity
Source: RefSeq, a predicted model, not a curated record